AUGAUUAGCAUCCUUUCAUGGAAUUGUAGGGGAGCAGGGAGCAACUGCUUCCUCAGAGUGUUCAAAGAGUAUUGUAGACGAUAUCGACCGUGUGUUACUAUAAUUGUGGAACCAAGGAUUAGUGGUGAUGUUGCGGAGAAGGUGAUUGAAAAGAUGGGGUUUGACAAGUGGCUGGUGGUGGAUGCCGUGGGCUUUGCAGGGGGCAUAUGGUUACUCUGGAACUCGGGUGCCGUUACAAUUACAGAAAGUGAUAGAUCAAACCAAUUUCUCCAUGUCCAGGUUUGCAGUGGACAUGAUAGCUGGUUCCUUACGGCUGUCUAUGCGAGCCCAGCUCUAAUCCAGCGAAGAGCAUUGUGGCAAUCGGUUCGCUCGAUCGCGGAGGGCAUGGAAGCACCAUGGAUACUUGCAGGAGAUUUCAACUCGAUUCUACAACCCUCAGACAAAAUGGGGGGUGCUCCUUUUGAUGCCAGCAGAGCGAGGGAUUUCCAGGAUUGUGUCCUUGAUUCAGGACUAACCGAUUUGGGUUUUUCGGGACCACCUUUUACAUGGUUUCGGGCGGGUACAAAGGAACGCCUAGAUCGGGGACUAGUAAAUUCAUAG
This is a messenger RNA of Linum trigynum, 600 nucleotides long. The record is from the annotation of a GenBank genome assembly. Lineage: Eukaryota; Viridiplantae; Streptophyta; Magnoliopsida; Malpighiales; Linaceae.